AUGGCUCCAUCACCAGAGAAGAAGGAACUGAAGGCAAACUGGAAGACUGAAGUAGAGGUCCCGACUUUGAGCCUCGCAGAUGUUGCAAAGCACAACACCAAGAGCGACCUGUGGAUCGUUAUUCACGGCAAAGAGUAUGUGAGGGACCAUCCUGGAGGUCCAGACACUCUCAUCGAAGUGGCUGGCCAAGACGCAACGAGUGCAUACGAAGACGUCGGCCACUCGGAGGAUGCAAGAGAAAUCAUGCAUCCGUUCUUGGUUGGGGUUGUAAAGGAUGCCAAGUCAGACUCCGCCAACAAAAAGCAAGAAGUUCACGUCGUUCGCCGUGGCGCCAGCAAGAAUGAAUCUCCAAAGAGUAGCCUGCUCACACCGCGGAACGAAGCGGCCAUCUUCGCUGUGGGUACUGUGGCUGCCGUAUGGAYUGCUCGACAUGCCAACUUUGGCAACUUUCCAUCGAACCCAUUCCGAUCCAUCUUUGGGACUGGACACAUCCAAGGCGGAUUUACCUCUGGUUUCCUCCUUGCUAGCAUCACCUGUGCGGCUGUUGGGUUCAUGGGAUUCCGGUACUUCAACAACGAGACCGCCAGACGCUUCGGUGGUGAUUUCACAUCGUAUCCUGCUCACAUGCCCGCCUCCAAGACGGUCGUCUCGACGAACCGACCCGCUGGAGUGCUGAAGUCGCAGGACUAUCAGACCUUUAAGCUCACGCAGAAGGUGGAGCUAGCAAAGGACAUUUACAGAUUUGUGUUCGCCCUUCCUCAUCCCAGCUCGGUCUUGGGACUGCCCAUUGGCCAGCACGUUGCAAUUCGCGGAUCGUAUGACGAUGAUGAAGGACACCAGACGGUCUCGCGAAGCUACACUCCCGUGUCGAACAACUCUGAUCUCGGCCGGCUCGAACUGGUGAUUCGAUGCUAUCCCGAUGGCAAGCUCACCGGCAAUUACCUGGUCAAUCUCAAACCUGGCGAUGAUGUUGAGUUCCGCGGUCCCAAGGGAGCCAUGCGUUACCGCAAGGGGAUGAGCAAGAAGAUUGGCAUGGUAGCUGGAGGCACAGGAAUCACCCCCAUGUACCAGCUGAUCCGGUCCAUUUGCGAGGAUAAGACGGACAAGACCGAGGUUUCCUUGAUAUAUGCCAACCGCAGCGAAGCCGACAUUCUGUUGCGAAAACAGCUGGAUCGAUUCGCGGAGCAAAACUCCAAUUUCAAGGUUUACUACAUGAUUGAUGAAGCUUCACAGGGCUGGCAGGGCGGCGUGGGACACGUUAACAAGGACGUCCUCAACGAGAGGAUGCCAGAAGUGGCCUCCGAUACCAAGAUUUUGUUGUGUGGUMCUCCAGGUCUGGUCAAUGCUACCAAGAAAAAUUUGGGAGAGUUGGGAUUCGAGGAGCCCGGCGCUGUGGCCAAGAUGAGCGAUCAGAUCUUUUGCUUCUAG
Messenger RNA from Ramularia collo-cygni, 1428 nucleotides. Its product is annotated as related to cytochrome b5 reductase. The coding region runs from base 1 to 1428 and encodes 475 amino acids. The record is from RefSeq and is a predicted model, not a curated record. Gene Ontology annotation, molecular function: heme binding; oxidoreductase activity. Gene Ontology annotation, cellular component: endoplasmic reticulum. NCBI's taxonomy places the organism in Eukaryota, Fungi, Ascomycota, Dothideomycetes, Mycosphaerellales, Mycosphaerellaceae. The transcript has 2 exons.